UCCUCCCCUUCCCCUCUCCCCUCCAUCCUCGCCUCGCUCCCUCUCUCCUCGCCCGCUGGGUGCUGAAGUUGGGCGGAUGGCAGCGAACCGGCUCCGCUAGAGGACCGAGCAGCCCAGCCUCGCGCCCCCGGACCCCUCGGUGCGCUGCCCACACCUCCAGGCCACGGGCCAGUUGGGUACGAAAGUAGCUGAAAUGCGAAAAAGACAGCAGUCACAAAAUGAAGGAACACCUGCUGUGUCCCAAGCGCCUGGAAACCAGAGGCCCAACAACACGUGUUGCUUCUGCUGGUGCUGUUGCUGCAGCUGCUCCUGACAGAUUUCCAUGGUCAACCAUGAAAAAUCAGAACUCAAGAGACAUCAGCUCUCAUCUCUCCAGAAUGGUCCUAUUGACUUCUUAUGCCGUGUGGUGGAGCCUCACUGUUAGGAAUGAAGAAAGAGGGGAAAAUGCAGGAAGACCCACACAUACCACAAAAAUGGAGAGUAUCCAAGUCCUAGAGGAAUGUCAAAAUCCUACUUCAGAUGAAGUCUUGUCCUGGUCUCAAAAUUUUGACAAGAUGAUGAAGGCCCCAGCAGGAAGAAACCUUUUCAGAGAGUUUCUCCGAACAGAAUACAGUGAAGAGAACCUACUUUUCUGGCUUGCUUGUGAAGACUUAAAGAAAGAGCAGAACAAAAAAGUCAUUGAAGAAAAGGCCAGAAUGAUCUAUGAAGAUUACAUUUCUAUACUAUCACCAAAAGAGGUGAGUCUCGAUUCUCGAGUUAGAGAGGUGAUCAAUAGAAAUCUGUUGGAUCCUAAUCCUCACAUGUAUGAAGAUGCCCAACUUCAGAUAUAUACCUUAAUGCACAGAGAUUCUUUCCCAAGGUUUUUGAACUCUCAAAUUUAUAAGUCCUUUGUUGAAAGUACUGCCAGCUCUACUUCUGAAUCUUAAUUUUCACUAAAAAAAAAAAAAAAAAAAAAAAAUCAUUUUGGAGGGCUGGGAUGGGAAAUACAAGUAGUUAAAUAACACCAGAAACUGAGUUCCUGGAGAACUCCAGUUUAGCAUUCCUCAGGCUACUGUGAAAAUACAACCAUAUGGUCUUUGUCUCCAUUUUUAUCAAGGUGAUCCUGGUUAAGUUUGGAGAAAAUACCACAUAAAAACAACGAAUUGCCAAAUUAAGUUUGUUUUAUUCAACACUCAUUCUACUUGCAAGCAAACUGUAUUUGUAGUCCUAUGAACAGUCUCCUAGUGUAUCCCCAGAGACUGCAUGUGCAAAGUAAAACUGCUUCAUUUGCCACGUAGCUGUUGUAAUAUUUAAUCCAAUGGCAUAACUUAUAUCUGUAUUUAAGGACUUUUGUGCAAUAUGGUCUUAUAGAAAUAAUUGCCAAAAAAAUUGGCUGUGGUUUGCAUUUUUAAAUAUAAUCUAAGACAGAGAAAGCCAAUUUUUAAGUUGUAACAAUGGUAUUCAACAUGCUAUAUACUGUGUUCAGUACACUCAUUUUGAAGCCAAUAUUUCUGUACAUGGAAAAAGAGCUAUUUAUCUCUGUUUGUUGGGAAAUCCUAAUGGGGGAAUUUCCUCUGGUUGUUCACUGCCAAAACUGUGGCAUUUUCUUUACAGAAUAGUUUGCCUAUGUAAACAACAAAUAAGAAGAAGAAAAGAGAAAAAAAGCACAAAACAAUUUGAAGAUAUUCUAUCUCAAUGACAAAUCAAAGAGUGAUAAUUGUUUUUAAUUGUAAUAGAAGAAAAUCUAUGUAUAUAUCAGAUGUCCAAUACUGUAAUUAACUUAUUAAAGACUGGCUCUCCAGUUCUAAAACGGUUGUGUAAAGUAUGUACUUUAGCAAGAAAAAAAUUACUAAGCUCGAUAACUUAGUUUUGGGAUAUUAAAAAAAAAUAGGAUUUAAUAAAGGAAUGCCUACAUGUAGCAUAUAAAACAUUUUGAUGAAUAGCAUCUGUCCUGUGGCAUAUUUUCCUUGAAAGCAAAAUCUAAUGAAAAGCUAAGUUUUUAACCAAGUGAAGUUUUGUAAGGGUUAUGAAGAAGAUAAUCCUCUACUUCAGACCUUAACUGUUUUCAUAGUAUCUUCAGAAUGACUUAUUUUAAAAAUGUUAAAACCAAACUAUUAAUACUCAUCCAUAACUGAAAGGCAGUACAGUGCUCAAAUCUUUAGCUGCCAUAUUAUUUUUUAUAAGUACUGGUAAAUCUUUAAGACAGAAUACUUGCCUGACAUUGGCAUGUACUUUUGACACUCAAGAAAACAGUAUCCUAUCAUGCACACACAAAAGUCAGUGUCAUAUUUAUAUCAAGGUGUUACAUUUGAAUAUUAAUAUCCCCUGGAGGCUAUUUUUUUAACUUAAUAAAUAUAGUAUUGAGUCACCUAAAGUGAAAGUUUUAAAAAUAUUUAUAUCCACUGAGAAUACUGGCCUUAUAUUAAGGAUGAUAUUAAAAUGUAGGUUUUUGUCAUUUUUUAACUACCUCUCAUUUUUUAAUUUAUUAUACAUUUUUAAAAGAAACAAGUUUGGGGUUUUCUUUUUAAAAUUUAUUUUACUUGAAAGGUUGGCAUCGUAAGUUUCUUUUUCCAUAAAACUUAAGACAUUUCAAGAAUUGUUUUUUUAAGUGAAUUUGAUUUUCUAAUUUAUAUAGAAUUCAGGAGAUAUGGUUAAAAGGGCUAUUAUCUAUUCCCUAUGCAAAUAUUUUAACUGUUGCAGUGUUUGACAAAAUGGGAUUAAAAAAAGUUUGCAGAGUAGAAAACAAAAUGUUCUGUUUACACUGGCGUUGCUGACUAUCCUACCAUAUUCAGCACUUUUAAAUACAUUAUUUAUGAAAAUGUAGUUAGAAUACAAGAUAGAAAAUAUUUAUAAUAAUUUCUUUUAACAAAUGCCUGUUUUUGUCUGAAAGUGUUAGUGUGUUAAGACAUACUUUAUCCAUGUCAAUUAGAUAUUUACUAUUUGAGUAGUUUUCAGUAAUAUGUUGAAAAAAAGAUAGCUAUGAAGAUGUUUACAAAAGUCCUAUUUUUUUCCAAAAGAGUGAAGAAAAACCUAAAAGAAUCAUCACUUCUAUUGUGAAGUUCUAUUGUUCCUAAAUUAUUUAAUUUCUUCUUGAUUAGAAUUGAGUUUAUCAUGCUUCUAUGAUGUAUACACAUAUAUGUUGUAAUAUUAUACUUGUUGCUAUGUUUGAGGCACAAUAAAUUGGUGCACAUGAAUAGAAAAUAUGUAAUAUACUAUGAUACACUGCAUGCAUCAAUCUUUUUAAAUGUCGACUUUAUAUUCUUGUUGUUACUAUAAAUGAUGGUGACCUGCUAGCCAUAAGUUAUCUUUAUAAGAUACUUUGGACUAUUAGAUGAAUUGUCUGUUUGACAAUACCUUUAAUAUUUUACCAAAUGUAAAAGAUAAGGGCCCUUAUAAAGAGUCCUAAUCUCUAACCUGGGCAUUUGUAGAAUACAGACUUUGAAGUUAGUAUAUCCUUUCGAAACCUGGUUUGGAAGUUGGGCUGAGAAUGAUUCUAGAGCAGAUUUACACAUUGGAUGUUGGUAACCAUGUUAUGGAAGCACUUCUGCGCUAAAUUCCUAUUUGGGGGGGAGGGGAGGUUUCUCAUUUAAUUUCAAAAUUAAAUUGUUUAAAGUUUCUAUCUAAGAGUAUGUCUGUAUAUUUGCAACUCUACCAAUUUUUAAAGUAUAGUAUAACUCUUUCUGUUUUAAUUACAGAGCUGUAAUAAACACACAAAAUGCCCUCAACUGGUGUCUAUGCUACCAUUCCAAGAGCACAAUAUUUGUUAUGGUAGAAUUUGAUUUUUCCUAGUGAAUAUAUUCCUCCCUGGGGACAAAUUAGCACUUUAGAAGGGUACAUUUUGUGUUUUAGAUUGUCAGGAUAUCUUUGUGUACUGUUAGAAUCAGCUAAUGCACACAGAAAGAGAUUAAUGCUCUUUCUAUAGUGCCUAAAUUCAGAGUGUCUAUCAUUGAAAGAGAAGUAGAGGGUAUAGAUUAUAUAUAAAUAUAUAUAACAAAUUGGAGAGCCAGAUUUCUUCAGAGAUGGAUCUUGUACAUAGAUCACACUAAUAAUGGAUGGAUGACACUUCUUCUUCUUUACGCUAAAUAAUUGUUAUUAUGUUACUCAAUGGUAAUAUUGAUGUUCCAACAGUGUUAUAGGGCAGCUCUAAGCACAAUGGGUGCACUGGCAUAUGAACAACAAUAGCAAAACACAAUUUUGAUAUCAACGUUAUGGAGUGUAAAAAUCAAGACCGUAAUGUGUUUUUUUUUUUGGUUUUUUUUGUUUUUUUUUUUAAGACCUUAAAAUAUGUACAUAGGAUGACCAGCUCUGAUAUUUGGUCAUGGUGCAUGGGGUGUUUACUAGUGUCCUUUAAUGCUGCCUAAGUUCUUACUUACAGAAUGAAAUGCAUAUCAUAUAUUUACCUAAUAGUUCAGUUUUGCAAAAGGACUAUAGAAAUAGGUAAAUAAUGUUUAUAUAUUAGGGGCAAAAAUACAAUUUCACCCCAUUAAGCUGACUUAAGAUAAUACCUGAUUCUUAGUUUUGAACGUAUCCAUUUUUUUCUAUACACUUUUAACAUAUUGAAAAAAAAUGUCAUAUCGUAAUUUGUUACAAGUUACAUUCGCAAAAAAUACAAUCUAUCAGAUGCUUUGAGGAAUAAAUAAAGAAGGAAGAAAUGUUAAAUACAAUCAGAAAACAGGAAAAUAAGAACUCUUUCAAUAGCCACCUAAAAUUUCUUAGGCCUAAAAUGCCUAUAGAUAGAACCCUAACAAACAUGAAUUUUAAAAACUUUGGAAACAAUGGCAAAUUAUUUCGAAAGGUGGUAAGGAUAGUUCUGGAAAAUUCUCUUUCCUGUGUAUUUAUAUUAACAGCAUAUGACCCUAAUUUUCAAAAUAUAUUAUGCAAACAUUUAUAUUUGCAUGCUCUUGUCAGUUCUUUUUAAAUUUCUGACCAAUAUAAAAUGCUUGUUCUCCUGAGAAAACAGUAUUAAAUCUGUAAAAGUUUUAGUUAUUCCUCACUUGUUACUACUGCAAAUAUUUAUCAAUAAAACUGAUACCAAAAACAUGGCUGCUGAUCUUCCCUGUAACAUUCUUAUAGUAUCUUUGAAACACAUGAUAGUGCGCAGACUGAGAUUGUCGUUCCCAAAUACCAGGCUUUACUUAUAAAUUUGAAAUCAGGUUACCUUUCUGUCUCAUGUGACUUUGGGCAAACAUUAUAUUGAACCUCUCUGAGCUUGUUUCCUCAUCUUCAAGUAGGGAUACUCCAUUUACAAGGUGGCCAUGAGAAUUAAAAGAGGUCAACAUGGAAAGCAUAAAGUGUGACAUAUAUUUAUUAUUAUCAAAAUUCUCCAGUUCAAUAAUUAUUCUCACUUCAAAAAUAUAGGAAUUAAAUGCCACCUUAAUGCACUUUUCUCUUCUUUUGGAAGUAUACUUUGAAAAUGAUUUAAUUAUUCAAACAAAUACAACCAUGCUUAUUUCAAGACGGAGGACCAUAUGAAUCUGUUACUGCUUUGUUCAUUAAUAUGAUUCAAAUUCAGUCUGCAGUUCAUGAACAUCACACUGGACCUACAACCAAGAAGUAGAUUUUUUUCAAUGACACACAUACAUGGAUAUAAAUAUAUAGAUGUGUGUAUGCAAAUGUGUAUAUAAUAUUGUAGGCUUAAAAUAAAUGCUUAAAUAAGAUAAAUAAAAAAUAAAUCAUUUGAAAAUUUUAUUUCCAAAGGAAAUAAAAAACAUUCCCAAGGAUAGGAAGAAUAUAAACAUCAAGUAAUUUGGCAAAUAAAUAUGUGGAAGUAAAGCUAAAACUAAGUUAUGAGAGACUAUUAGAAAACAUUGAUAUUGGCAUGGAAUAGAAAGCAUUCUGGUAUGAUUUUUAAAACAAUUUUACCAUGAAAAUAUGAAAUUAAAAGAAAAAAAGUGGUUGUGUGUUCAUAAAAUUUUUCAUUAAACCUUUUAUUUUAGAAUAGUUUUAGAUUCACAGAAAAGUUGCAAAGAUAAUACAGAGAGGUUCCAUAUACUGCACACCCAUUGUGACACUUGUCACAACUAAUGAACCAAUAUUGAUGCAUUAAGUCCACACUUUAUUCAGAUUUCCUCAGCUUUUAAUGUCUUUUUUCUGUUCAAGGAUUUCAUUCAAGAUACAUACAACAUUUAGUCAUCCUGUCUUAAGUUCCUCUGAGCUGCAACAGUUUCUCAAAUUUUUUUUUGUUUUGUUUUUGAUGACCCUGACAGUAUUGAAGAAUACUGGUCUAGUACUUUGUAAAAUGUCCCUUAAUUGGAAUUUGAUGUUUUUCCCACGAUUAGACAGGUGUUACCAGUUUCUGGAAGACCACAGAAGUAAAGUGCUAUUUAUAUCAAAGGUACAUACCAUCAUCAUGACUUACCACUGUUACUAUUGACCUUGACCAUCUGGUUGAGGUAGUGUUUAUUAGGUUUCACCACUGUAAAGCAAUACAUUAUUAAGAGAUCAAAUUAGAGGUAAAGAUACUGGACAUUAACACUGAGCUAAAAAAAUUCUAAGCAGAAUCCUCAGCACUGCUAUUAGGUUCCAUUAAAUGACUGCUAACAUAUACCAUGAAGAAAAUACAAUAAACUAGAAAUUGAAAUGGGAAAAUAAAACUCCAAAACUAUAGCUUAAAUAUUCACUUAAUGGAGGUGAAAGUGAAUUUUCUGCCUUGAACUAUCUUUACUUUAUCCUCUACAUCCCUUGGAUAGUAAAGAUUUUAUUUUAAUUGUCAGAAGAGGUAAUUUAAAUCUAUUAUUUUUUGCUGAGUGCUUUUCCAUAUUGUCCUCAACAGAACAAUGAACACUGAUUAUUGAAAUAAUGUGAAAGACUUGAUUUUUUUCCCCCUUGCUCUAACCUAUUUGUCAUAUAUACAACUUCUUGCAUAUGAUUUUAGGGUGUUUGCUAAAUAUAAAAAUAAUUUCAAUGUGUUUAGUUUUGUAAAAUUUAUCAUAUCGAAUGUGUACAAUUUUUUACUACCAUGUUCAUUGUACUUAAUCUAUAUAUCCAUAUUUUGUAGUCUGCUAAUAUUAGUGGACCAUAAAGGAGUUGUGAAUGCAUGAAUGCAACUUGAGACACAUGCUUGGUUAUUUGGCACUGUCAGAAUACUGUAGGUACUUAUAAAUUGAAUAGAUAAUCUAGAUUAUAUUUCCUCCAAUUUAAGUUGUUUUGGGUUUUUAUUUCCCCGCCCUUGAAUCUAUGUUAUCUUUUUACCUCUGUACAAAUAAUAGACUUUCUGAAAAUGCUAGAAUCUUCAAUAUGUAAUACUCAAAUUUGAGCAUGACAGUAAUGUAAGGAAAUUCAGAAGUCUCAAACUAUUUUUUUUUUUGAGUUUUCAAAGUAAAUCAAACUACAGUUGUUUUCAUUUGACUAUAUUGUGGAAACCUAUGGAUAUUAUUGUAAGAUGCACAUGCAUUACACUUUUUUAAAAUGUUUUGAAUUAAUAAAGAAUUCACCAUUGUAUCUGUA
Canis lupus familiaris (dog) is the source of this 7425-nucleotide messenger RNA. RefSeq names its product regulator of G protein signaling 17 (gene RGS17). The record is from RefSeq and is a predicted model, not a curated record. Lineage: Eukaryota; Metazoa; Chordata; Mammalia; Carnivora; Canidae. The transcript is spliced from 6 exons. Bases 219 to 926 code for a protein of 235 amino acids.